Molecule: messenger RNA, 5213 nt
Organism: Haplochromis burtoni (Burton's mouthbrooder)
Lineage: Eukaryota; Metazoa; Chordata; Actinopteri; Cichliformes; Cichlidae
Product: solute carrier family 26 member 9
Exons: 20
Coding region: 435-2747 (770 amino acids)
Biological process (GO): transmembrane transport
Cellular component (GO): membrane
Molecular function (GO): oxalate transmembrane transporter activity; bicarbonate transmembrane transporter activity; sulfate transmembrane transporter activity
Source: RefSeq, a predicted model, not a curated record
CUGUUCAAUAUAAAAAGUAAAAAUAUCUGUGUAUUCAUAAUGUAUUGUAUUGUCAUUCUGGUGAAAAAUAGCAUAAGUUUUUCUCCUGCAUGGAGAAAAGGAUUACUGAGGACUGAAUAAACUUGUGGAUGAUCUUUUAUUUACCCAGUGCAGAUCAAACAUUUUAUUAGUCCCGUGAAGUUUUGGCUGAUCUUUCAUUCAUCAAGGUUAGAUAAGGACCUUACACUUAAAAUAUGGGCCAGGUUUAGUAUCGGGAAAGGUGAAGUAUAAAGUUCCAGGUAUGCUGUUGAGUUUUUAUGGAUACUUUCAUGAAUUAAUGACAAAUUUUAACAAAAAAGACACCAAAUGACUUACUAUAUUAAUGUGUUAAAUUUCACUUUGAAGACAUUGCAUAAAAUUUCUGCCUGCUUAAUAUAUUUUGCUAUGUUGUAGCCAUGCAACAGGAAAGCCCACGUUAUGUGAUUGACAGGCCGGCAUAUAACCUCCCUGACUUUGACAGAGAAUUUGACAAAAAGAGUCGACAGUUCCCUGUUGGAGAAAAAGUAAAGAAACUCUUCAGAUGUUCUGUACCCAGGCUCAAAGGCUUGUUACUUAAACACCUGCCGGUUCUAAGCUGGCUUCCCAAGUACAAAGUAAAAGAAAACCUGCUGUGUGAUGUCAUUAGUGGGGUCAGCGCCGGCACCAUUCAGGUUCCCCAAGGCAUGGCUUUUGCUCUCCUUGCAAAUCUUCCUCCUGUCAAUGGUCUCUAUUCCUCUUUCUUCCCCCUCAUCCCAUAUUUCUUCAUGGGCACUGCUCACCAGAUGGUCCCAGGUACUUUUGCUGUUCUCAGCAUUAUGGUGGGAAUCGUGUGUCUUAGGCUAGCCCCUGAGUCGGAUUUCAGUCAUUUCAAUGCCACUCUUAAUGCCACAGUAGUGGACACUGACAGGAUGAAUGAAGUUCGUCUGGCUAUAUCUGGUACUCUGGCCUGUCUCACUGCAAUCAUACAGAUUGGUCUUGGCUUCAUGCAGUUUGGGUUUGUAGCCAUCUAUCUGUCAGAGUCGUUUGUCAGAGGCUUCAUGACUGCUGCAGGACUGCAAAUCUUAAUUUCAGUGCUCAAGUACAUCUUUGGCAUCACAGUGCCAUCUUACAGUGGUCCGCUGGCUGUUAUAUAUACUCUCAAGGAUAUAAUAUUGGGCCUUCCUGAUACCAAUAUAGCCUCCUUAGUCUUUGCUUUGGUCAGCAGUGCAGUUUUGAUUGUGGUGAAAGAACUAGGUUUCCACUUUCGUCAUAAACUUCCUUUCCCUAUUCCUAUUGAGAUCAUUGUCGUGGUGGUGGCCACAGCCAUCUCAGGUCCGCUGCAUCUUCCUGAGAUCUACCACAUGGACAUUGUGGGCAAUAUUCCUCUGGGAUUUCCUGCACCGAUCCUCCCAACAGUGAGUCAGUGGGAAGACAUGUUGAGCACAGCUUUCUCUCUGGCUAUUGUCGGAUACGUCAUCAACUUAGCUAUGGGCAGGACACUGGCAGCUAAGCAUGGCUAUGAUGUGAAUCCCAACCAGGAAAUGUUGGCUCUAGGCUGCAGCAAUUUCCUUGGGUCUUUCUUUAAGAUCCAUGUGAUCUGCUGUGCUCUGUCUGUAACGCUGGCUGUUGACAGUGCUGGAGGAACCUCACAAUUUGCCAGUCUGUGUGUAAUGCUAGUAGUAAUGGUCACCAUGCUCGCCCUGGGAAUCUAUCUAAAGCCACUCCCAAAAUCAGUGCUUGGAGCGUUGAUUGCAGUAAACCUGAAGAACACGCUCCUACAGCUCUCUGAUCCCUUUUACUUAUGGAAGAAGAGCAAACUGGACUGUUGUGUGUGGGUUGUGUCAUUCUUGGCCACAUUCUUUCUAAGCUUGCCUUAUGGUGUUGCUAUCGGAGUGAGUUUUUCCAUCCUGGUAGUUAUAUUCAAGACACAGUUUCGCAAUGGUUCAACAAUUGUUCAAAUUAAGGAUACAGAUAUCUACAGAAAUCCAAAGACGUACAGCAAGGUCAUGUCAGUAACAGGUGUGAAAAUAGUUAACUAUUGCUCACCAAUCUACUUUGCAAACGCGGAAAUAUUUCGCCAGAGAGUCAUCAAAAAGACUGGGCUGGACCCUGGCAAACUUAUCCUGGCCAGGCAGAAGUUCUUGGACAAAGAACAGAAGGAAAAAGUGAAACAAGAUAAGGACAAAAUGUCAAGAAGGCGGAAACCCAGCUCUUUGGUUAACAUGAAAGCUCAGACCAUAUCUCAGCUUGAACUGCAAAAUGACUUUGAUAUGAACGAUGGCAGUGCCAACAAUGCUGAACUUCCUACAAGCUAUGUCAACUUCCACUGUAAUGACAUUGAACUUGACGAGCAGUUGCCUGACCAAGAGCCAUCCAGUCCCCCUGUUCUCACCCUGGAGCCUCAGCCAGUGCCCUUCCACACCCUAAUCCUCGACAUGGCGGGGGUCUGCUUCAUAGACCUGAUGGGCAUAAAAGCAUUGAUAAAGAUGAACUCGGGCUACACGAUGCUGGGAAUUAAACUGUACCUGGCUAACGUUCAAGCCCAGGUGUAUGAAGAACUGGAGGCCGGGGGAGCGUUUGAAGAUGGCAAUAUUGCCCGCAGUAAUCUCUUUCUUUCUGUUCAUGAUGCCAUUCUGUUUGCUCAGCAGACCUCUGGAGAGAGGGAAGUCUACUCAAAGGCCCAGGGAGCAAAACAGGGACUUGAUUUUAACAUUAAUGAGGAGAAGGAUCUGGAACAGGAAAUGUUUUGAAGUGAACAAGAGCAGAAGAAACAUACUGGAGAUAUUGUCAAUAAUUUUGACAUUAUUCUGCAAUUUAUGAAAUGCGUUCUUGCCAAAAUCCGUCCUCUGCUUAAGCUUUCAUCUUUUAUCCGACUAUCUAAAAUUUUCAUAUGUUCUACCUUGAUCAGUAAUCAGGGGCAGUAUCCAGUACUUCGCGUCACUGGCAGGGGGUGGCACGUACUAGCGCAAGAGACACCAGCAACAAGCAAGUGCUAAUGAAGGGAACUCUGGGGCUCAGUUUGCCUACGUUUUACAAUAACCGAGGAGUGAACUGCUGACUGCGCAGUCAUACAGAAGUGCUCCUUUAAUUAAAUGAGAGUGUGCAUGGCCACAGCUGUGAGCUACAACUAGCUGAGCAGUCUGGCUAAGCCCCUGUGGAGGUAAGGAACUGCAAAAGGCUAAACAUAAGUGAAAGGAAGAUUACAUAGUAUCAGCAGUUUCAUGGCUUUGUUGUUGCAAACUCUGUUAAGCAUCAGAGUCUUCAUAAUUGUCCAUAAGGCAGAAUUGAGCUACAACAACCAAAUAACACUCUUAAUUGUUGCCUCUUGCGCCAGUAUAAACUGUAAGAAAGAGAAAUGUGUGGGCCAGAUAACUUGUGUUUGUGUAGCAGGUGCUUAAAGGCCUGUGGUGUCUAGUCUAGCAGCAGGCUGUCAGUGGUGUUGGUAUGCCUGUGAUGCAUGAAUGGAUUUAUAACGCUAUUAAGAAAUCAUCCUAAGGUAUUCUGGCACACAUCUGCUCCUCUGCUCCCCUUCGUCUCUGCAGCAAAUUGGCACCACAAGUGAUUACAAGGUUUCUAUGGCCAUCAGCUUUAAUUUGGAGCCUUGGGAAAGUCUUUCAUCGCUUAAUGCAUGUAAGUGUCUGUGUGUGUUUGUGUUUAAUUCAUCACCUGCAGCUUACACUUCUCUUUCUUCUCUGCCUCAUUGUUUUCAGGCUGCCUGUGUGGACUUGAUUUGAUUUAAAUUAAGGGAUAUUUUGAUUGAAAGAAUUAGUUUGACUAUUGUUUGACAUAUGGUUAUGAGCUAUUAUUGUCCUACUUUUCUUGACUAUAAAUGUUUCAAUGUACUGUGUAAGAAAAGGCAAUCUCUCUGUCAUUUUUCAUUUUCCAUACACAACACUAGCAAAAGCUAAUAGACCACUAUAUUCAUUUGUUGUACUAACUUUAGCCAGUAUAGCAGUUUUUGUUAUGUACAUGUGAUAACUCAUUAGAAAAAAGUUUUCAAAGGAGUCUGUGCAGUCCUUUGAAAUGCAGAGGAGUUCAGCUCAGUGACAGCAAGGCGCCCAAAUCAUCGCCCCUCCACCCCCCUUGACAGUUGGUAUGGGUUGUUUGGCUGUGGGUUGUUUGGGGUGGUAGAACAGGUCAGCUACUAACCAGAAGGUUGAUGGUUCGAUCCCAGGCUCCUCCAGUCUGCAUGCCAAAUAUCCUUGGGCAAGAUACUAACCCCAUGUUGCUCUCCGAUGCAUCCAUCAGAGUGUGAAUGUGUGUGAAUAUUAGAUAGUGAGCACUUAACAGCUUAUAAAAAGUGUUUGUGUGACUGGGCGAAUUAAUUAGCUGUAUAAAGUGCUAUGAGUGCUCAGAUAGAGUAGAAAAGCCCUAUAUAAGAACCAGUCCAUUUACCAUUUGUGCUGAUAUACUAUGUUUGGUUUACCAGACGUGGUUCUCUGGUUCUCUCUGCAUUGUGGUCAAACAUAUCUACUCAAGUCUUAUCUGUCAACCUUUCCAAAACAUACAUGCUCAGUUUUUUUCUAAUGGUGCUGUCAUUAACUUCAACAUUUAACAUGCUCACUGAGGUCUUGGUAUGUUAUUUUUCAUUUUCUUUGAACAUUGAAUGGUUUGACUUUGAAUUUGCUGGGACAUGCAGACUGUGGCAAUGUGUUAACGUACACCUGAAUAAACCAAUAAACAGCCAAAAUGUAUUCUUUUAUAGAGGCAGUCACACUUACUGACCAUCAGUUAAUCAGAUGCAUUUGAUUAGCAGUACCUGGCUGUUCCUCUUAAUUCCUAUAGCUCCAGUAUUGGUGAGGACUUCAUAAAGUCAUUUGAAAAUGUUCUUUUUCAAAUUACUGUAGUAUUUAAUUUCAAUCACUUUCAAUUAAUUUCCAGUUUUUAAUGUUUUUUUUUUAUUUUAUUAUUUUUUAUAAAUGUUACGUUUUUGAGUUUCAGUUAUAUUAUGAAAGUUAUUAGUUAUUGGUAUGAAUCAAGAUGUCUUUCAUUGCAAUACAAAAACAACACUCUGUUAAGACAAGUCCCUCACAUUCAUGUAGAAAUCCCAAACUUAGUAAGCAUCUACAUUACUUACUCUUGCCUGUGCUAAGAAAUUUUGAUAAUAUUGAUUGUUGGCCUAAAUCAAUUUUCUUUGUAUUUUUAGUUAAAUAUGUUACUUCAUUUGUGUUGUUUUUAUUUUUAUCUCAAAAAUAAAUGAUUGAACGAUGAAAUUA